Vicia villosa (hairy vetch) is the source of this 408-nucleotide messenger RNA. RefSeq lists its product as uncharacterized. The transcript has a single exon. The record is from RefSeq and is a predicted model, not a curated record. The coding region runs from base 1 to 408 and encodes 135 amino acids. Lineage: Eukaryota; Viridiplantae; Streptophyta; Magnoliopsida; Fabales; Fabaceae.
AUGAAUCCGGUGGUUGGCCUUGUGGAGCCUAGGACUCAAGAGGCACUGGAUAUUGUGUGGAACUCAUGGCUGCCAUCGAAGGUGAGAAUUUUCGGAUGGAGACUACUCAAGGACUGCCUACCAACAAGAGAACAACUGGUUAAAAGGGGAAUUAUUGAUGGAAAUGUUGACAGCUUUUGUGUUUUUGGUUGUCAAUGUCAAGAGAGUUCCAAUCACUUGUUUCUAUCGUGUCAUGUGGCUGUGGCGGUUUGGGAGAAGAUUCAUACAUGGCUCGAGAUGGAUAUGCAGCCACUAGUUGAUUGCUGUGAGGACCUACUGCAUUCGGUCGACAUGCUGCAGAAAAUAGGAUCGACAAGGAGGGUGGGUGCGAUUUGGUUAACGGUUUGCUGGUGUAUAUGGAGACAUUGA